AUGGAUGAAGCUCUGAGGAACGCUGCUGCAAUCGGUGACCAACGUCAGAAGAUCGAACAGUAUAAGCUCAUCCUCACCUCCGUUUUUGACUCCAACGAUCUUCUCCAAGCCAAAAAGUUCAUCGAUCACAUUCUAUCCGAUGAUGUCCCGUUGGUGGUUUCGAGGCAGCUUUUGCAAGCUUUCGCUCUGGAGCUAGGGAGGUUAGAGCCAGAAACGCAGAAGGAGAUUGCGCAAUUUACACUCACCCAGAUUCAGCCGAGAGUUGUUUCCUUCGAAGAACAGGCCCUUGUUAUUAGAGAGAAACUUGCGGGUUUGUAUGAAUCAGAGCAGGAAUGGUCAAAAGCUGCUCAGAUGUUGAGUGGCAUUGAUCUGGACUCUGGAUCGAGGGCCGGUGAAGAAAACUUCAAGCUCUCAAAGUGUAUCCAAAUUGCCCGUUUGUACCUCGAGGAUGAUGAUGCCGUGAAUGCAGAGGCUUUCAUAAAUAAAGCUUCUUUCUUAGUGAGCAGUUGUAAGAACGAAGUAUUGAAUUUGCAGUACAAGGUCUGCUAUGCUAGAAUUCUGGACAUGAAAAGAAAGUUCUUAGAGGCUGCACUUCGGUAUUACGGCAUAUCUCAGAUUGAACAACGCCAAAUUGGGGAUGAAGAAAUUGACGAGAAUGCAUUAGAGCAAGCCCUAUCUGCUGCUGUCACAUGUACCAUAUUAGCUGGAGCCGGUCCUCAGCGUUCUCGUGUUCUUGCAACUUUGUACAAAGAUGAGCGUUGCUCCAAGCUCAAGAUUUAUCCCAUCCUACAGAAGGUGUAUCUGGAAAGGAUCUUAAGGAAACCAGAGAUUGAUGCGUUUGCUGAAGAACUAAGGCCACAUCAGAAAGCAUCUCUGCCUGACAAAUCCACUGUUCUUGACCGUGCCAUGAUUGAGCAUAACCUUCUAAGUGCAAGCAAACUCUACACAAACAUCAGGUUUGAUGAAUUGGGAACUCUGCUGGGGAUUGAUCCAAGAAAGGCGGAGAAGAUCGCAUCUAACAUGAUUGGCCAAGACAGAAUGAGAGGCUCCAUAGACCAGGAGGAGGCUGUGAUUCAUUUUGAAGAUGACAUUGAGGAACUACAACAGUGGGAUCAACAGAUAUCCGGAUUAUGCCAAGCUCUCAACGAUAUUCUCGACGGCAUGGCGAAGAAAGGCUUGCCUGUUCCUGUCUGA
Microthlaspi erraticum is the source of this 1194-nucleotide messenger RNA. The record is from the annotation of a GenBank genome assembly. Lineage: Eukaryota; Viridiplantae; Streptophyta; Magnoliopsida; Brassicales; Brassicaceae.